CCUCCGGUGACACGACGCGUUCGUGAUCGCGACGGGAACAUGACGACGGGGAACUCGACGCUGGCUGUGCCGGACAAGAAGACAACCGUCGUUGACCUCUACCGCCCGCUCCGCCACUACAUCGCCGUCACCUACGGCGAGCGAGAGGCCCAGGAGGCAGAGGACGACCUCAACGCCGUCCGGCGGCUCCGCCUCGACCUCGAAAAGCCCAUCGAAGCCGUCGCCUCCGAUCUCCGUCGCGAUCUCCUCCUCAACUACUACCGCGCCCUCGCCUCCAUCGAGCCCCGCUUCCCCAUAUCCCCCGACCCCGCUCACGUCCACUCCCUCACCUUCACCUGGUUCGACGCCUUCAAGCCCUCAAAGAAGGUUGCGCAGACGUCCAUACACCUCGAGAAGGCGGCGGUCAUUUUCAAUCUAGGCGCUGUCUACAGCCAGAUCGCCCUAUCGGCGAACCGCACAGACGCUGCGGGCCUCAAACAGGCCUGCAACGCUUUUCAGAGCGCGGCAGGGGCGUUUGCCUAUCUUCGCGAUAACGCGGCUGCUAGGAUUUCUUCCACCGGUGGGGUAACCGUUGAUGUCUCGGUGGAAUGCGCCUGGAUGCUGGAGAAGCUAAUGCUGGCGCAGGCACAGGAAUGCUUCUUUGAGAAGGUUAUUGGGGAUGCCAAGCCCCCAACACUCUGCUCGAAAGUCGCGCGCCAGGUUGGCCUCUACUACGAGGAAGCUCAUGCUGCGCUCAAUUUGCCACCACUCAACCAGCACUUUGAUCGGUCUUGGAUUGCUCAUGUGCAAUCUAAGGCAGCACAAUUUUAUGCAGAAGCUAGCUAUAGAUGCUCUUUGGAUCUUCAUGAUAAGGAAGAAAUUGCGGAAGAGAUUUGUCGGUGGAGGACUGCGAUAAAUGCCCUUGCUGAUGCCAAGAAAUAUUCAAGGGGUGCUGCCCCACCUUUGCUAGAUGCUGUUAACAAACUGGAGACCAAAAUGACCAGUAACCUGGAGAGAGCUAUUAAGGAGAACGAACAGGUUUAUCUCAUGCGGGUUCCAGAUGCAAGUUCUUUGGCUGCUUUGCCUGCAGCCUCUCUUGUCAAGUCAAUGCCAUUGGCAGAAGUUUUAGAUGCUAGCAAGGAGGGACUAUUCUCAAGGCUUGUUCCAGACAACAACACCAAGGCUCUCUCUAAGUACACUGACAUUGUUGAUGACAUUAUUCGGACGCAAGCAGAGAAGUUACAGCAAGCCAGUGAGAUAGCAAGAGUUAGACUCAAAGAAAUGGACCUACCUGAUUCUAUCUUAGCAUUGGAAGGUAGCUUUGAUUUGCCCUUGGAUCUCAAGGAGGAUGUUGAAGCUCUUCAGAUCAGAGGUGGUCCCGCUGGGUUGGAAGCUGAGUUACAACAACUCAAAGAUUUGAGGAGAGUUAAUCAGGAACUCUGUAUUGAGAUUGAAGAGUUACUCAACAAGGAAGCUGAUGAGGAUGCACAUUUUCGAUCCCAAUUUGGUACAAAGUGGAAUAUACCUCAAUCAAGUAUCCUAACAAAGGGUUUGCAGGACAGACUGAACAAAUUUGCUGCAAACAUUAAGCAAGCUAUCAAUAGUGAUUCAAGGAUAGAGAGGGCUGUCAGAGACAAUUCCAGCCUGAUGGCAAUCCUCGACAACAAGCCGAUUGAAUCCGCAAUUCCAAAUCUUGCAAGGCCGAUAAUGUCUCUUGAUGGCAAUGAAGAUGCUAUAGUAGGAGCACUGAAACAAAGCUUGAGGCAAAUAGAGAAUCUAGGUGUUCAGAGGGCUGGUCUGGAAGAUAUGUUAAAAGAGAUGAAGAGAAAGGAUGAUAUACUACCAAAGAUGAUGGCAAACACUGGAUCACAAGAAGACCUCUUUAAGAAGGAGAUAUCUAAGUACGAUCAAAUUUGUGAAGAAAUUGUUCAAAAUAUUGAGGAACAGGACCAACUGUUGCUUCAAAUACAGGCACAAAAUGAUGAGUUCUCUGUCGUGUUUAAUCUUGAAGACUACAAAGCUGCUCGCGAGAAGAGCUUCAAACAGAUCUCUACUGCAAUAGCAAAAUAUCACGAAAUCAAGGAGAAUAUCAAUGAGGGGUUGAACUUUUAUGUUACACUUCAGGAUGCAGUAACAAUUAUAAAACAGCAAUGCAGCGAUUUCGUGAUGACCAGAAACAUUCAGUGCCGAGAAAUGGUUGAGAAUCUCCAGAGGCAGUCCAAUACUUAUCCACAAUCUGCUCCUCAGAGUGCUCCACCGCAUGCUGAGCAACCUCGACCUGGCUAUUCUCAUCUCUAUACAUCUUAUGCAACACCCCCGCAGACCAACCCCUACCUCAUUCCCAGUGGCCAGUAUCAGCCUUCUCUACAGCAACCCAACCGGCCAACUGCAUACCCUGGGUGGCGCGGAUCUUACUAUCCGCCUCAGCUGCAGGAGAGUCCAGCUCCUCCGCCACCAUAUACAACGCCAUCUCCUUAUCCACCACCGAAUCAAGGAAGCUACUACAGACCUCAGUGAAAAUUUCAUGUGGUCGUGCUCAUUUGUUCUCUGUAAUGCCAUCUUUAAAUCUGUUAUAAGGAGGAUGCCUAUAUGAUUCAUGCCUUGUGCAAAUGGAUUGUCUAAUUGUCCAUACAAGUUGUGGAUAUCUUAGAGCCAGGAAUCUGGUGGAAAACAAAGUUUGUAGAAUAAAUUGGUUUAUUAAUACAUGCACAUAUUUUAUUUUA
This is a messenger RNA of Zingiber officinale, 2702 nucleotides long. Its product is annotated as vacuolar-sorting protein BRO1-like. NCBI's taxonomy places the organism in Eukaryota, Viridiplantae, Streptophyta, Magnoliopsida, Zingiberales, Zingiberaceae. The record is from RefSeq and is a predicted model, not a curated record. Gene Ontology annotation, molecular function: protein binding. The coding region runs from base 40 to 2496 and encodes 818 amino acids. The transcript is spliced from 8 exons. Gene Ontology annotation, cellular component: endosome. Gene Ontology annotation, biological process: protein transport to vacuole involved in ubiquitin-dependent protein catabolic process via the multivesicular body sorting pathway.